AUGCUACUCGUAGUCUCCUCUCGCGAAGAUAUCGAGGAUACUCUGACUUGGGAUUUUUAUUAUCUUACACUACCCAAGUGGUGGUGUGCGAAUGCCCACACCACUUCUCUUGACGAUCCUCUGGGCUCUGCUCGAGAGAUUGGUAAACUGAGUGAGUUAAAAGAUUGCAAAGUAAGUGAGUGUGUGACAAAGACGAAGAGGAAGAAUAAUAAAAAAAUAAAUAUAUGCACACUUAUGGAUCAAUCUACUAGUACAAUAUGCAAUAUACUUCAGCGGAUACGUUAUUUUGCGAUGGAUGCGCUAAAAGACUGCCCUUAUAUACGAAGAAGAAGUAACCCCCCAGCGUAG
This is a messenger RNA of Cotesia congregata, 348 nucleotides long. The record is from the annotation of a GenBank genome assembly. NCBI's taxonomy places the organism in Eukaryota, Metazoa, Arthropoda, Insecta, Hymenoptera, Braconidae.